CACUCUUGAUAUUAUCUAAAUUCAGAUAGAAGAUUAUCUCAGCCAGAUCAAUAAAAUAGCAACAAAACUGGAAGAAACCAUUAUUAUUGAUAGAUCGUUACAGUAAAAUCCUUCAGUUAUGUUCAUCUUGUGGCUGAACAUUUUCACCAUUCUGUUAGGGUCUGCUAUAUCAGUUCCAGUACGUCAAGGCGACCAGGACUGGUGGAAACACGGAGUCUUCUACCAGAUCUACCCGAGAUCCUUCAAAGACUCCAAUAACGAUGGCGACGGGGAUCUUCAAGGCAUCUUGGAUAAAAUGGAGCACUUCGCUGAUGCUGGGAUCACUGGGGUUUGGCUGUCACCAAUCAUGAAGUCGCCACAGAUAGACGCAGGCUAUGAUAUCAGUGAUUACUAUGACGUAGAUCCCAUGUAUGGGUCCAUGGACGACCUGAAGAGGUUGAUCAAGAGGGCUCAUGAUCUUGGACUGAGGAUCAUCCUCGAUUUCGUGCCAAACCACACCAGCGAUCAGCAUGAGUGGUUCAAGGCUUCUGAGAACAGGACAGAGGGUUAUGAGGACUUUUAUGUUUGGGUGGAUGGAACGCCAGACAAACCUCCAAAUAAUUGGAGGAGUGUGUUCAGGAAUUCCGCUUGGACUUGGUCGGAAAAAAGGAACCAAUGGUACCUUCGUCAAUUCCUGGCAGCACAACCUGAUUUGAACUUCUGGAAUCCUAAAGUUCGAGAAGCGCUUUGGCAAGUCUUGAUCUUUUACAUGGAUAUGGGCAUAGAUGGAUUCAGGGUAGACGCUGUGCCAUACUUUGUUGAGGAUAAGCUUCUGAGGGAUGAACCAAGGAGCUAUGAUCCAAAUUCACAGCCAGAAGAUCAUGAAUACCUAGACCACAUCUACACAAUGAACACUGAUGACACCUUUGACGUACUUUACGAGUUCAGGGAAGUUGUGGAUAACUACACGAGGGAACAUGGAGGAGAUGCAAGGAUUCUCAUGUCAGAAGCUUAUGCACCUCUGGACAAAACAAUGAGAUAUUAUGGAACAGCUGAUGGGAGCAGGCUUGGAGCUCAUUUCACCUUCAAUUUCUUCUUUGUUGGAGUUAACCUGAACAGCAGUGACGCCUACAGUAUUGAGAAUCUAGUCUACACAUGGAUUGACAACCUUCCAAGCAUCUAUGUAUCGAAUUGGGAUAUGGGGAAUCACGAUAACAGGAGGGUGACCACUAGAUUUGGCGUCGAAAACGUGGAUGGUUUCAAUAUGUUACUGAAUCUGCUGCCAGGAAUCGGUGUUACAUACUACGGAGAAGAAAUUGGUCAGGAAGAUGGCGAGGUGACUUACGAACAAGGCAAAGAUCCAGCUGCAAGGAACAGAUCGACGUUCUACAAAGUGAGCAGAGACUUCGAGAGGACUCCUUUCCAGUGGGACGACACGGUUAAUGCUGGUUUCAACGAAGGCCACGACACUUGGCUCCCAGUCAGCGAAAAGUAUCACGAGACAAACUUGGCAGCUCAAAAGAAGGUGGACGGUUUGAGCCACUACAAAAUAUACAAGGAAGUUUUGAGGAAACGUCAGGAAGAUACGGCAAGAAUUGGGGAUUCCAAAAUUUGGAGUCUAUCCGAGGACCUGCUGGUCUUGAAGAGGAGUCUGGAUAACAGGCAUAUCGUACUGGCUUUCAAACUAGGUUGGCAUAACCAUACAACACCCGAGACAGCCUACGUACCUGGUAUCAAAUGUGAUACAGCCAAAGUAGCAUUGACCAACGUCAAUUCAUCGUAUCAAAUAGGGGAUAUGGUGGACCCAUCAGGGUUUGUCCUGGAACCACAUGACAGCAUCGUUUUAGAUAUUGCCUGUUGAAUAUUUAUAAUCUGAGUAUAUUAUGUAAUUUAGUGUGUGAAUAAACACUUUCCAACAAAA
Molecule: messenger RNA, 1900 nt
Organism: Coccinella septempunctata (seven-spotted ladybird)
Lineage: Eukaryota; Metazoa; Arthropoda; Insecta; Coleoptera; Coccinellidae
Product: maltase 1-like
Exons: 6
Coding region: 119-1840 (573 amino acids)
Biological process (GO): carbohydrate metabolic process
Source: RefSeq, a predicted model, not a curated record